This is a messenger RNA of Sardina pilchardus (European sardine), 1652 nucleotides long. RefSeq lists its product as uncharacterized. Bases 156 to 1088 code for a protein of 310 amino acids. The transcript is spliced from 5 exons. The record is from RefSeq and is a predicted model, not a curated record. NCBI's taxonomy places the organism in Eukaryota, Metazoa, Chordata, Actinopteri, Clupeiformes, Clupeidae.
GAAAAACCGAGCAGAUUGACCAAAAGGGGACUUCGGCACAAUCAGAAUGGCGGAGGACAUCCAUGCAUUGACUUAAAAUUCGUUCACAAUGUUUGGGAAUAUACCCAUCAUCAACGCUACAAUAGAUCUGUGUAACUCCACCUCGCAGAUUGUUCAUGUUUGUAGACUUACUUCCGGUGUCAGACUCAUUGAAAAUGGAAAGGGGGUCACCUACAGAUGCUGGACAGACAAAGGCUGGGUCCAGGGACUCCCUCGCUGCCCCCGACCCAAAUCAGGAAGCAGAGCUGAGCAGCAUGGCCAUGGUGUGGUCCAUCCAAGAGGCGGUGGAGCGGCAGACCCUGCAGAUUGGCGUUUCGGCAUGCGGCGCCACGGCAGUGGUGGACGUCCUGCAGGCUCUGGGCAUCACUAUGGCAGCUGAGUUGGUGGACGACUGCGUUAGGACACGCCUGCGGCGGAAUGAAUCCCCUCUGCCGGACUACCUGCACUCACGGAGCGAAGCAGGUGCCACCCACCAGCAGCUGAUAGCUGGAGCAGAGCAGGCCAGUGAUGGCAGGGUGUUGGGCCGAUUCUUCUCCCUGCACCCUCAACGCAAACUGAGACUGGCGCCCUGGCUGGCCAGUUGGAUCCGCAGGGGCGCCGUGCCCGUGGCCACUAUGAACAUGCAGCGGGCAGUGCCCGCCGGAGAGGAGAUACCUGAUGCCUGGCACCACCAGCUGAUAUUCGGGGUGGGACCCAAUGCUGUGUUUAUGACCAAUCCUCUAGAUGUCGUAAGUGAGGGGGCGGUGCACGAGCGUCUCUGCAGUGAGUCAGUCCUCCUGAUUCGCCGAGAAGAUGUGCUGCAGAGAUUGACAAGUGAUGUCCCUCUAUCAGCAAUCUCAGAUCACCCUGACCCUCGGUGGAAAGGUCUCGAUGUGGAAGGUCAGGUGAAGCAGAUGAUCAGUGAGGACGAUCUGAGUGAUGAGGAGCACUCCAAAAGGACACAUAUUGUGAUCCCUGCUGCUUACAAGUCUGGCAUCACUCUAUUCGCCCUCAGAGACUCUGAAGUUGGGUGCAGUCUGCUCCAGGCCCCUGAGCUCCCUAUGCAAUGAUCGGACUAUCUUGCUCUUCAUUAAAUGUGGCACAGUGAUGACUUUAUACCCUUGUGACUUUUACUAUCUGUGACAUUUCAGUUUUUGCCGGUGAUGGAUGAUGAUAAGAGGUCAGCGGGGCUUGUUAAAUGUGCCGUAUAUACAUACAGUAUUUGAUAUGCCAUUAAAGAGGAUGUGAAUGUAACUUAUUCUUUUUACAUUAGGCCUAUGCAGUGGGGGGCACUCUGUGUCAAAUCAGACAAAAUCCAGGAAAACGGUUGCUGCACCAUCUCAGAUUUUAAGUUGUUUAGGUCCCAAAACUUAGACCUGUGAAAUAUGUAUUACAUUUCAACAUUUUCAUACAUUUGUCACCCUCAGAGAUUAUCUUGAAGGCCCUGUUUGGGCAUUGGUAUCGUGAAAAGUAUUGUUUCUAGCCUGCCCAAACUUUUUGUAGGGUGGAAGACAGUCAUGUUUUGGUAUGAUAAGACCGUUUAAAGUUUGUAGCCUACUUCAUGUCCAUUUGUUUUAUUUAAGGCCUUAAUUGGGGGCCUUAAAUAAAUUGAUAUUGAGGGUCUUGUAAACUCA